Messenger RNA from Entrophospora candida, 195 nucleotides. NCBI's taxonomy places the organism in Eukaryota, Fungi, Glomeromycota, Glomeromycetes, Entrophosporales, Entrophosporaceae. The record is from the annotation of a GenBank genome assembly.
AUUUUACGUGAUGCGGGGCUUUGUGGAAAUUGCGGAAGUCGUGGGGGUCAUGGAGGUCAUGGAGGUCAUGGAAUUCAUGGAAGUUGCGAAAAUCAUGAAGUUAUAGCAGUUGGUAGAGGUCGUGGUAAAGUCAUGAAAAUAAUAAAGAUACCAGUUCUGUUCAAGAUGACCACGCUUCAUUUUUCUCAGAAAUAA